AUGAGGCCAAACUACAAUAAAAGAAAGAGAACUAAUGCUAAGGCGUCCCCCUCAAGCGACGGGUACUAUGGAUAUGCUGCAAAUGCUAGGGCGUCCCGCAGAAGCGACGAAAACGCGGAUCACCGACUCGCUGUACCACUGUUCGAAUUACGCAUAGCUACUUGGAACAUUGGUACAAUGACAGGACGCAGUGCCGAACUAAGUGCAAUUUUAGAACGAUGUCGCAUAAACCUAUGCUGUGUGCAGGAAACAAAGUGGAAGGGCGCCAAAUCACGGCAAAUCGGAAAAGGUUUCAAACUCAUUUACAACGGUAUAGUAAACACCAAGAAUGGUGUUGGAAUAGUAUUAGACAAACACCUUAGUGAGAUCAUUGUAGAAAUCAAUAGAAUUAGUGACCGCAUCAUGUCCGCGAAGAUCGCAUUAGAAAAACAACCAUGCCUUAACGUCCUAUCUGUCUAUGCACCACAAGUUACCAAAAAGCCGAAAAACAGCAAUUCUGGGAAGACCUCCACGAUCUGUUAA
Cydia strobilella is the source of this 522-nucleotide messenger RNA. RefSeq lists its product as uncharacterized. The record is from RefSeq and is a predicted model, not a curated record. Bases 1 to 522 code for a protein of 173 amino acids. Gene Ontology annotation, molecular function: double-stranded DNA 3'-5' DNA exonuclease activity. The transcript has a single exon. Gene Ontology annotation, biological process: DNA repair. NCBI's taxonomy places the organism in Eukaryota, Metazoa, Arthropoda, Insecta, Lepidoptera, Tortricidae.